AAGUUCAUAAACAAGUAGUCGAAAAAGGGUUACAAAAUAGUUUAUCCGGCGAUAAUGAUCACAUGGCACGACCUCUGCACGGUCCUCACUGCGGUAAUCCCACUCUACUUCGCUAUGAUCCUCGCUUAUGGCUCCGUCCGGUGGUGGAAAAUCUUCUCACCGGACCAAUGCUCCGGAAUCAACCGCUUCGUCGCCAUAUUCGCCGUCCCUCUCCUCUCCUUCCACUUCAUCUCCACCAACAACCCUUACGCCAUAAAUCUCCGUUUCAUCGCCGCAGACACUCUCCAGAAACUAAUCAUGCUCACUCUUCUAACCCUAUGGGCUAACUUCACUCACUCAGGUAGUCUCGAAUGGAGCAUCACCAUCUUCUCCCUCUCCACGCUUCCCGACACGCUCGUGAUGGGUAUCCCCCUGUUAACCGCCAUGUACGGCGAGUACUCCUGCUCGCUCAUGGUUCAGGUCGUCGUUCUCCAGUGUAUAGUCUGGUAUACAAUUCUCCUCUUCUUAUUCGAGUACAGAGGAGCGAAGAUUUUGAUCAUGGAGCAGUUCCCGGAGACGGCUGCUUCUAUCGUCUCUUUCAAAGUCCAUUCCGACGUCGUUUCGUUGGACGGGAACGAUCUACUUGAAACGGACGCUGAGAUAGGAGGUGAUGGGAAGUUACACGUCACGGUGAGGAAGUCAAACGCUUCCCGGAGAUUUUUAUGUUGUCCAAGUAUGACUCCACGUCCGUCUAACAUCACCGGAGCUGAGAUUUACAGCCUUGACACGACUCCAAGAGGUUCCAACUUUAAUCAGUCGGACUCCUAUUCAGUGAUGGGGUUUUCCGGUGGCCGUCUCUCAAACUUUGGUCAGUCGUCUAGGGGUCAAACUCCUGGGCCUUCAAAUUUCGAGGUGAGUUGUGGUAUGGCUUCGUCUCCUGGGUUAGGGUAUGACCCGGGUACUUCCGGGUCAUACCUAGCCCUGAAUGCGGAGUUCUCCUCCUUAGUUGCUAACAAAACGGUUAGCAAAAACCACCAUACAAGAGGAAAGUCUAGUAGUAGUCAUGAUGCUAAGGAGCUCCAUAUGUUUGUUUGGGGCUCCAACGGAGGAUCCGAUCAGGGAGCAAAAGAGAUCCGAAUGAUAGUCCCUGAACCUCCUCAAAAUGCAGAAACAAAAGUGACAGCUACUGGUCCGAGGAAUAUAGACUUUGGCGGUGAAGAAGAGUCGGAGAGAGUGAAGGAAGUGGCAACCGGACGAAACAAGCUUCAGUGUAACUCCAUGGCGGAGCUAAACCCUAGAGAAGCGGUGGAAACCGUACCAGUAAAACAUAUGCCGCCGGCGAGUGUGAUGACUAGGUUGAUAGUAAAAAUGGUGUGGAGGAAACUCACCAGGAACCCUAACACUUAUUCCAGUCUCAUUGGUCUCAUAUGGGCUCUCGUUGCUUUCCGGUGGAAUGUGGCAAUGCCUAGAAUCAUUCAGCAAUCAAUCUCAAUCCUCUCUGAUGCUGGUCUUGGUAUGGCAAUGUUCAGUUUGGGGUUGUUCAUGGCAUUGGAACCUAAAUUAAUCGCUUGCGGAAACUCUACUGCAACUUUUGCAAUGGCUGUGAGGUUCUUGACAGGACCAGCAGUAAUGGCCGUUGCUGCCAUGGCUAUUGGAUUACGCGGAGAUCUAUUACGUGUGGCCAUAGUUCAAGCUGCAUUGCCUCAAGGAAUCAUGCCGUUUGUGUUUGCAAAAGAAUACAAUGUUCAUCCGGCAAUCUUAAGUACAGGGGUAAUAUUUGGAAUGCUUAUUGCACUACCGAUCACACUUGUUUACUACAUUCUACUUGGGCUAUAAAGCUCUGUCAUGGAGAGGUUUGCUUCAGAAAAACAAGAGAAUUCCAAAUUUCGUUGAAUAAAAGAGAAUGUAACACGAGGUUUAGUAGAGUUAGUGCCAAUAUUUGAUUUGAGGAUUAAAAGCUCUUUUCUUUCCAGUAUUUUCCUAGAGAUUAGAAGAGGAUGACAAUGAUAGAGACAAGAAGCGGAAAACAAGGGCAACAAGACAAAACAACCAACAAAAGAAAAAGCGUCGGACUAUAUAUAUCUGAUUUUGCGUUUUUACGGAGCGUGAAGGUUGUUUUUGUAUACUAUCAUUUCUCUUUUUCUUUUUAUUGGAACAAUUUCUCAUUGUGUAUUCGUUGUUGUUCCUAAAGAAGACAAUUUGAACUAUCAUUAUUUUUUUUUGAAUGAACGUUAAUUAUAUUCAAGACAAAAAAAUUAUUUUGCAUCUAGUGCUACAUCCAGAGACGGAGGCAGAUAUUUUUUUUAUUGGGGACAUGAGUAAAAUUAGUUGAUGGAUUAGAAUUAUAUUUGAUCAAAACAAUGGGGGCAUAUUGAAUUUAUUGAGAGAUUUACAUGGAAUUUUAAAAGGUUGUUGGGGGCAAAUGCCCCCCUCUCACACAAUGUAGCUCCGCCACUGGCUACAUCUAUAGAACUUUUAAAGAAUGAAAGAAAUUGGUUGGAAAAAUCAUCUAGCGCAAUUUUCUCUUUUCUUGCUUUCUCGUUUCCUUGCUUUUUUAAUACUCAGUGCUGGUAGAAGAUAAGACGUUAACACCAUAAUUAACUCCAGUAUUUUAAGUGGAUUUUUUAACUUCGGGUAAAGCUAAGAAUUAUUUCUUAGAUUUUAACUAAGAAAAACUAAAAGUUAUCUCUUAAAUAAAAGAUAUAAAAACCGUUUCAUAGUUGAAAAGUAUAAAAAAAAUGUCAAAUCAUGAGUUAAGAAUUCCGACUAAAAGACCGAAGUUAAUCAUGCUCUAAGACUCUCGUCGUACUUCUUGUCUCCUAACUGUCGAAUGUCAGAUAGUCUGUUCCUCAUUGUUUUAUCCAAGAUCUUGGUAAGCCUCAUUGUCGGUUAUACUUAACAUUUUCUAUUGACAUGUGUUUUGAACCGUGACGGCUUAGACAGCGAUAACAUACAGCCACCUCAAAAGUAGUUUACUAGGUUUUGUUUAAUGUUUGUUUCUAACGACCAUUAUGGUAUUGUGUUAGUAAGAAUAUAAUGAAGAAAAAUCAAUCUGAAAUAUGAAAUAGCGAGAUUGUAGUUUAUUGAUUUUUUUUUUUUUAUUGUCACGUAAUUUGAAUAAGACUAGGGAAACAUUUUUGAAGUCAACUUACAAAAAAUAUUAGGGGGAAAACAAAUCAACCAUCUAUGAAACUCAUCAUUUUGCCAAUCAAUUAGUCACUUCAAAUUGUUACUAAUUUCUUGGAGUCUCUAAAUUUUGGUGGAUGUAGCCAAUUAAUAAAUCUUUCAAUAAAUAUUUUAAAUAAUUUUGAAAGUUUUAUGUUUGUGUAAUUUUCUUCAAAAAAUUGGAGACAUACCAAUGCCUAUGUUUAAGAUCAGCUGUGUCUCUGACCAUUACGGCAUGGUAAUGUAUUUUCUCCGUUUUAGAAAUAUACAUAUUAUGAAAUUUUCUUUUCAAUAUGAUAUAUUAAACAAAAAUGAUAAAUUAUAAUUCUGUAAAAAUUGCAUUUAUUGAAUUUUUAUUAGUUAAAAUUAUUAAAAAUAAAUAAUCAUUGAUAAUAAUGCAUUUUUAAUUAAAAUUUAAUAUGUUUUUUUAUGUGCAAAAUUCUUAAAUAUACAUUUUUUAAACACAAAGAAUAUUAAUUACAUAGAGUCUCAGAUAGGGCUGGGCAACAAAGUCCAAAUCCAGAGAACCAAACCGAAUCCUCCGAAAAAGUAGUAUUCAACCCAAAUUAGAAUUGGUUAAAUAUCCAAACGGAUUCAAAAUUUUGGUAUUUAGAGAAUCGAAACUGAAUUUGAUCCUAACCUAAGUAUUUCGGAUAUCCGAAUGUAUCCGAAAUAUAUUUAUAUAAUUAAAUAUAUUAAUUAUUUUUAGAUUUAAUAUAUUAAAAAGAUCCAAAAUAUAUAAGAUUUUUUGAAGUUAUCCAAAAUUAAAUUUCUAAAAUAGCUAAACGAUAUUCAAAAUACCAAAAAUACUUGAAAUAUCCAUUAAUUUUCUAUCCAAAUAUUCAAGCCAUGCCAAUUUAAAUGUUAAGUUUAGGUAUUUUAGCAUGUUUUAUUCAAUUUUAUAUACACUAUAUUAUUUUAAUUUUUAGAUUUUGAGAAAUUUAAAGUAUAUAUGAAUUAUAUAUUUUUUUAAAGUCUAAAUGAGUUAGCCGAAUCCAAACCAAAAUUUAUAAUGUCCGAAUGGAGCCCGAACCGAAUCCGAAUAAGUAUCCGAACGCCCAUUCCUAAGACUCUCAGACCACUAUUCAUUAUUCUGCUGUGAAGAAAGGACCAACACACACCGUCUUUAAACCCAAUGGAAACAUUUUUUUUCUUGAAUCCUAUCGAUAAAUAUCCUGUGAGGAGAAAAAGGUUAUAUAUGUUAUAUACUUGCAUUCUGAUCCAUCUGAAUUUUGUAUUCAAUUUUCGUAAGACGAUCCAUAUAUUUCGGUUGAAAUAGAAACACAUAAUGAUAGAGAAAACAUAUGACAGAAAAUUGGUUCAGCACUGUGUUAGUUUUGAAUAUCGUUGCGUGAAUAAUCGUUGGUUUGCGAAUAACAUGCGAAUCUAUAUGUAUUGAAUUAGAUGCCGAAGUGGAAGGAACAUACUCAACGCACAUUUUUUCCUUCUAGAGAAAAGUCUUGCAACAAAUCAUCAACGAUCACAGACUAGACCAGCCAUUGCCCAUUGGCAAAGUAACUAGUUUGGUUGAUCUGGAGGUUAGAUUAGCGUAUUUUGUUAUUGAUUAUCUUUUACACAAUCUUAAGGCCAACAUGCCUCGCACAAAGUAAUGAACUCCGUGCACUAUUUUACCCAAAACUUGUAUUUAAAUAAGUCACUGUGAAAAUAAAUUAUAAGUAGUUGAUUUAUCUAUUGAAAAACAUUAAUGUACAAAAUUCAUCUUUCUGUAACACGAAAAAAAUUCAAAACAUCUAGUUUUCCGUAAAGGAGGGAGGAGUAUACAGUCCUAUAUAUUUUUUUUAAAAACUGUCAUGUAUUAUUUCUUGCUACUAUCGAAAAUGCCUUUGAGAAUCAGAAAUAGUCAGUAAACAAAACAGAUGGAAGGGGAAUUGUAUUAAUUAUAUGGGUUGGUAUUAAAUAUGAACCGAUCAUCCGUUUCUUGAAUAAAGUUUGUCUUAUUGAACAAGUUAAUAUCAUCCGUUUCUUUUCUUGAAUAAAGUUUGUCUUAUUGAACAAGUAAUUUUUCUAGCAUUUCUUUUUCUGUUUCAAUAUAUAUAUCUGUUUUAUGUAUUUUCAACAUACGUUUUGGCACAAAACACUUAAAUUCACCCUAAAUAAUAACUAAGAAAAAUAUAAGAUAGAACCUUAUAUAAAAGACUUGUUUUUCAAGUGUACUUUUUACUAUGAAAAUGAAAAAUAUUUUUAAUAAAUAGUUUUUGGUCGUCUAAGUUCUUACUAAUAAACUAGUUUAGUGAUUAUAUAGGUUUCUAUUAGUUACAAAAUUUACCUAAUCAUAUUUAUAUUUAACCAGGCAAUCAUUUAAUAAAAUCAAUGACAAAGAAAAUUUUCAUUAAGCCAGUUGGUACAACUUAAGUCUAUGUUAAUUAUUUUAGUCUUUCCGAUUUGUUUUUUUUUCAUUUUUCUUGAUUAUCAUAGCCAUACAUGAUAUAUGUUGAGUGUGAGUGACUAGCCAUACUGACUAGUGUACUUGUGAGUAAAAGGAAAGAGCCAAUGUCUAAAAAUGUCUGCUUCUUUUUUUUUGCAACUGAUUUUUCAUAUUAAAAACGUAAAGGAGAAAAUAAAAGUUUACAAGCUGAAAAGCUUCAGUUUUUUCUUGCAAGAGCCCAGCCCAGACAACAAACACAACCCAAUCAAGAAUCAUAAGUUAAUAUCAAACUAAGGCCCACUAGGAAGCAUAGGAAUUAACGGGAAGAGGAGGAGACGCACUCCGUAGUCGUGACGGU
Molecule: messenger RNA, 5888 nt
Organism: Brassica rapa (field mustard)
Lineage: Eukaryota; Viridiplantae; Streptophyta; Magnoliopsida; Brassicales; Brassicaceae
Product: auxin efflux carrier component 7
Biological process (GO): auxin polar transport; auxin export across the plasma membrane
Cellular component (GO): endoplasmic reticulum; plasma membrane
Molecular function (GO): auxin efflux transmembrane transporter activity
Source: RefSeq, a predicted model, not a curated record